This is a messenger RNA of Suncus etruscus (white-toothed pygmy shrew), 897 nucleotides long. RefSeq names its product taste receptor type 2 member 4-like. Gene Ontology annotation, molecular function: bitter taste receptor activity; G protein-coupled receptor activity. The transcript has a single exon. Gene Ontology annotation, cellular component: membrane. Gene Ontology annotation, biological process: detection of chemical stimulus involved in sensory perception of bitter taste; sensory perception of taste; G protein-coupled receptor signaling pathway. Bases 1 to 897 code for a protein of 298 amino acids. Lineage: Eukaryota; Metazoa; Chordata; Mammalia; Eulipotyphla; Soricidae. The record is from RefSeq and is a predicted model, not a curated record.
AUGCGUCAUAAAGUAUUUUUAUCUACUGUAAUUGUAGCCACAAUUUUUCAUUUUGCUGGACUCAUUGCCAAUCUGUUUAUUGCAAUUUUCUAUGGUAAGAAUUGGAUAAAAAAUCAUAGAAUUGCCUCUUCCGACAGGAUCUUGUUGAGCUUGGGAAUUGUGCGGUUUCUUAUGAUGGCUCUUUUCCUUAUAAAAACGAUCUGCAUCAUCAUCUUUCCAAGUAUUUUCGGGUCAGUCCAAGUAUUUAUUUUCUUCCUGGUGUGCUGGAUGUUUUUGGAUUCCAAUAGUCUGUGGCUUGUGACUUUGCUGAAUGCUUUGUACUGCGUGAAGAUUUCUAACUUUCAACACACAAUGUUUCUCCUGCUGAAACAAAAUUUCUCCUCAAAGAUCCCUGGGCUACUGCUGGCUGGUGUGCUGAUUUCUGUCUUUUUAACCUUCCUAUACAUUGGACUCAGACUGACAUUAUAUCCUGCUGUAUCUGUGAGUGGAAAAAAUGUCACAGAGUUAGAUAUGAAGAACGUCUUGUCUUCAGUGGCUUGCUUUGUCUUGAGUUCUUCUCUACAGUUUAUUAUGAAUGUGACGUCAGCUUCUUUGCUAAUAAAUUCCUUGAGGAGACACAUACAGAAGAUGCAGAGAAAUGCCACUGGCUUUUGGAAUCCUCAGGUGGAAGCUCAUGUAGGCACCAUGAAACUAAUGAUCUGUUUCCUCAUCUUCUACAUCCCCUAUUUUGUUGCCACCAUGCUCUAUUCUUUAGGGUACUUUGCAAGACUCAGUGUGGCAGUCAAAUCUGGGUGCAUGGUAAUUUCCUCCCUUUACCAUCCAGGACAUUCUAUUCUCAUUAUUCUGACACAUCCUAAACUGAAAACAAAAGCAAAGAAAAUUCUCUGUUUCAACUGA